CUUGUUCUCGGAUAACAGCAGCCACGUCGCAAGCAGGCGAAAUGCUUCUUUUUUUGGCUCUUCCCAGCAUCUGUAGUUAGGUCGGCAGCGCGUUUGUUUUGGCUGUGUAUUGGUUAUUGGCGUUUGGUGUCAGGUCGAUCACCUGCUUUAAGCUGUGGCAUCAUGUCUGACAAAAGUGAGCUGAAAGCAGAGCUUGAAAGGAAGAAGCAACGCUUGGCACAAAUCAGAGAGGAGAAGAAAAGAAAGGAGGAGGAGCGCAAGAAGAAAGAGGCAGAACAAUUGAAAGAUGCCGCACUUCACCAGGAUGAUUCUGACCUGGAGAAAAAAAGACGUGAGGCUGAUGCUCUUCUACAGAGUGUGGGCAUAACCUCAGAUAUUCCAGUUGUCCCUCCUCCCAUGUCUCCGACUACCAAAUCGGCAGGCACACCCAGUGAGGCAGGGAGCCAGGACUCUGAUGGAGCUGUGGGACCCAGGACUCUGCACUGGGACUCUGACCCGUCCACUCUUCAACUUCACUCUGAUUCUGAGCUGGGGCGAGGAACUCCAAAACUGGGAAUGGCUAAAGUCACACAAGUGGACUUCCCUCCACGUGAAACUGUAUCCUACACAAAAGAGACCCAGACACCUGUCAUGACCCAGCAAAAAGAAGAGGAAGAAGAAGAGGAAGAAAUUGCUCCGUCUCAACCGGUAGUCGAGAUUCAGACAGAGAAACCGGACCAGAAAGAGGAGGAGGAAGCACCCCCCCAUGAGCUGACAGAGGAGGAAAAACUCCAGAUCCUGCACUCUGAGGAGUUUGUUAAUUUCUUCGACCACAGCACUCGCAUUAUUGAGCGAGCCCUAUCGGAGCAUGUGGACCUCUUCUUUGACUACAGUGGUCGUGACCUGGAGGAGAAGGAGGGUGAAAUCCAGGCCGGAGCAAAGCUCUCUCUCAACAGGCAGUUCAUGGAUGAGCGCUGGUCCAAGCAUCGUGUCGUCACCUGUCUGGACUGGUCUUUACAGUAUCCUGAACUUCUGGUUGCCUCAUACAACAACAAUGAGGACGCUCCUCAUGAGCCAGACGGCGUGGCCUUGGUGUGGAACAUGAAGUACAAGAAAGCUACACCGGAGUACGUCUUCCACUGUCAGUCUGCCGUUAUGUCGGCUUCAUUUGCCAAGUUCCACCCUAACGUUGUGGUGGGGGGGACAUACUCGGGGCAGAUCGUACUGUGGGACAACAGGAGCAACAAGAGGACCCCGGUGCAGAGGACUCCCUUGUCAGCAGCAGCACAUACGCACCCAGUAUACUGUGUGAAUGUGGUUGGCACCCAAAACGCCAACAACCUGAUUAGCAUCUCCACUGAUGGCAAGAUGUGCUCCUGGAGUCUGGACAUGCUCUCUCAGCCACAGGACAGCAUGGAGCUGGUGUUCAAGCAGUCCAAAGCUGUAGCUGUUACCUCCAUGUCUUUCCCUCUUGGCGAUGUCAACAAUUUCAUGGUGGGCAGCGAGGACGGCUCUGUCUACAUGUCAUGUCGUCAUGGAAGCAAAGCGGGCAUCAGUGAGAUGUUUGAGGGCCACCAUGGGCCCAUCACAGGGAUCGACUGCCACACAGCCCCAGGGCCCCUGGACUUCUCCCACCUCUUUGUUACCUCCUCUUUCGACUGGACUGUCAAGCUGUGGAGCACCAAGAACAACAAGCCGCUCUACUCAUUUGAAGAUAACUCGGAUUACGUGUACGAUGUCAUGUGGUCUCCGACUCACCCUGCUGUGUUUGCUUGCGUAGACGGAGUGGGCCAUCUCGACCUGUGGAACCUCAACAGCGACACCGAGGUUCCCACUGCCAGCGUGACAGUAGAGGGUAACCCAGCCCUCAACAGGGUCCGAUGGGCUCAUUCUGGCAGAGAAAUCGCUGUGGGAGACUCUGAUGGACAAGUUCUUGUGUAUGAUGUUGGAGAGCAAAUUUCGGUUCCACGAAAUGACGAAUGGACUCGUUUUGUCCGCACACUGGCAGAGAUCAACGAGAACAGAGAUGAUGCAGAGGAGCUGGCAGCUCAGCGCCUGGCUGCCUGAACCCCCUGCCAUGGACGUGAUGUUUAAGGGACCAGUGGCGCUCUUGUUAUCAGCCCUGUUUUGAUUGGAGGAAAAGAUGCCAUGACAACAUGACUGGAAGAAAACAUUAAGUUUUGAUCAGAAAGCAGUAUUGACAUCUUUUGAUUUCUUACUCCUCCUUAUUUGGACAACUCUGCCUUCUUAGUUAGCUGGACCAUCACCAGUCUUCCUUGGAAUAACACAAGCAACAGGGCUAUCAACCUCAGACACUAUCAUGAAGCCAUACACACAAACACAAACCAGUCGUCCUUUCUUCAACCAGAUGCCUUAAACUUUGAUUUUAAUCUUUCCUACCUGUCUUCACUUAGGGAAUGUUAUCAGCCUUAAUUUUGAGUUGAGUUUUUCAACCCAAAUAUGUGCCCCACUACACCCCUUCAUAGCUAAACUCCAUUUUCACAAAGGUAGUAAAGCAAUCACAUCUUGAAACACCCAGGAAUGUAAACUUCUUGUAACUGUAGCCCAUGUUGUCAUCUCUGUUCCUGUUAGACUUGAUAAACUAAAUAUUGACUUGUUUGUAAAAUACUGAAAUGUCCAAAAUCCAAAUGUCUUUCUACUUUCUAUAUUCUAUACUGCACCAGUUUUCACUUAAUCAGUACAGCUGGUUAGACUUUAGAUAGUUGGAAUAUCCUCAAAGAUAAUCUUGUAUGCUGUAACUGCUCAGUGAUGUUUUUUCUCCUGAAGAAUCUCAAAGCUUGGUGUCAAAACUGAGAAUGUACUUUUCACACCAUAGAAACAGUUGAAUGAUUUAUUUCAAUAAAAUACAAUAAAUACAUUUAAAUAAUU
Molecule: messenger RNA, 2868 nt
Organism: Micropterus dolomieu (smallmouth bass)
Lineage: Eukaryota; Metazoa; Chordata; Actinopteri; Centrarchiformes; Centrarchidae
Gene: dync1i2a
Product: dynein, cytoplasmic 1, intermediate chain 2a
Exons: 17
Coding region: 163-2046 (627 amino acids)
Biological process (GO): transport along microtubule
Cellular component (GO): cytoplasmic dynein complex
Molecular function (GO): dynein light chain binding; dynein heavy chain binding
Source: RefSeq, a predicted model, not a curated record